CGUCCACCUGUUUCUUCGUCUCCUCCUCGUCGGCCUUCUCCAUCCUAUGUCGUCUUUUCCAUUAUGUUCAUCGUCCUCCCUCUUCUACCAAUCGCUCUGACCCACCCUACUCUGGUCCGGCCCGAGUUUCUGACCUGUGCCGUAUCUCGGCCAGAUAUUCGUGGUUCUCUAUAUUGUACAUUGGCGGUCUUCUCAGCGCCUCAGCAUGGUAAGCGCCGAGAUGAUGUCCAGCAUGGUGAAGACUGGGGGAUUGUGUGCAUUGUAUAUUUUCCUGAGCGGAGGUUUGAUCAAUUUCAACAAGUACCUCAUGCAUAAAGGCCGCUUCCCGCACCCCAUGUUCCUGACUGCCGUUCACAUGCUCGCCAGCCUCAUCCUGACCUCCCUGACGCUGCUGGUAAGGCCGUCGUUAAUGCCCGGGGUGGAGAAGUGCAAGGGGAAGAUGUUCCAGCUCUACAAGUAUCCGCCUGCGUUGCCGCGCAUAUCCGCCACCGCUUCCAAGAGAGCAGCUCGGUGAUAUCUGUAGUGAAGCACCAUACCAGGAAGCUGGAUGCACUUAACGUGGCCGACCUGACCAAGCGUGGCAUACAGGUGCGGCCAGCCCUCGCGUGUCCAGGUACGCUGGCCCUCCACCUGUACAUCCAGCACGUGGUCUCCGCAUGGUCCACGUGUUGAUCCAGCCAUGUAUGUAGAUCCAGACUCCUGGUAUGGUCUCACGACUGUUGCGUUGCAGAUUCGGGGUCUCUUGCGGAGGUUCUCCCGAAACAUCAGGUACAAGACAAUGCUUGCCCACAACUGCACAGCGCAGUUCUGCGUGCCUCGCCCCCAUCGGGAUGCUCUUUGCCAUCAUGCUGUACGGGUCCAACAAGGCGUACCUCUAUUGCAGCGUGGCCUUCCUGCAGUUCAUGAAGGAGGCGAACGUGGUGCUCGUGUUUCUGUUCUCGGCGAUGUGCGGCCUCCAGUUCAUCAACCGCCAGCGCGUCUUCGUGAUCGCGUGGGUUAUCCUCGGGUCUACCCUAUGCGUGUCUGGCGAGCUGAACUUCGUGUUCAUCGGGUUCAUGAUCCAGGGCCUGUCGCAGUUCGCGGAGUGCAUGCGCGCCGUGAUCGCCGAGAUCGUGCUGAGCGGCAACGACUUCAAGCUCGACCCCAUGAGCUACACCAUGUUCGUGGCGCCCGUCUGCCUCCUCGUGCUGGUCAUCGGCAACGCCCUCAUCUGGGAGCAGGCCGUCCUUGACGACCUGGCGGUGUGGUGGCCGUACCUCAUCCCCAACGCUUGCAUCGCCUUCUGCCUCAACGUGACGAUUGCGCAGGUCAUCAAGGAGACUUCCGCCGUGGGCUUCAUCAUCACCGGGGUCGUCAAGGAUAUCGCGCUGGUGGUGUUCUCCUCCGUCGUCUUCCACGACCUGAUCACCAUGAAGCAGUGGGUCUGAGCUUCACCGUCACCCUGAGCGGCGUGUUCUUCUGGUCCUUCAUGAAGAUCAACCCGAACCACCCGAUCAUUGGCAGUUUCGAGAAGAUGCUCGGUGUGGGCUGGGGGCCCUUCCCCGGAGCCUCGCUCGGCACCAAGAAGGGCCUCGACGAGACCGCGCCGCUCAUUCCCGCGAAGAGCGUGUGAGCCGCCGCGCCAGCGCCACGCGGGCUGCGGCUUCAACGCCGCGGCGCCGCGCGGCGGGUCUUUCGGUAGUUUUUUUGUUGCGAGCGAAUCUCUGUUGUUGCAUGACCUGUGUCGCCUCGAGAGUGGGGCAUGGCACCUGCUCUCACAGCGUGGACGGCAGGAGCGUCAACGUCAUCAACGCAUGCGAAAAUACAGGGGCCGAAGGUUCGGGGGCC
Molecule: messenger RNA, 1827 nt
Organism: Prorocentrum cordatum
Lineage: Eukaryota; Dinophyceae; Prorocentrales; Prorocentraceae
Source: the annotation of a GenBank genome assembly